AUGUUUUAUGUUGGCUUACUGGUCUUGAGUGGCUGCUUGGCCCGGGGGACCGGCUACAGGAAAACUCCAGACACGACAGCUGUUAAUCAGAGACAGUACCAGAUCCAGAAUGGCCCGUGCAGCUACACCUUUCUGCUGCCUGAGCAGGACAACUGCAGGACCCCGAGCAGCACCUACACCAACCUGGUCCAGAAGGACGAUCCGGCAGAGUAUGACGAGUCUGCCCAGAGGCUGGAGCAGCUGGAGAACAUCAUGGAGAACAACACGCAGUGGCUCCUCAAGCUGGAGAACUAUAUCCAGGAAAGCAUGAAGCAGGAGAUGGCCCAGAUCCAGCAGAAUGCUGUCCACAACCACACGGCAGCCAUGAUAGAGAUUGGGGCUAACUUGCUGAGUCAGACCACUGAGCAAACACGUAAACUGACCAACGUAGAGGCGCAGGUAAUAAAUAAUACAACUCGGCUCGAACGUCAGCUUCUUGAGAACUUUCUGUCAACGAAUAAGUUGGAAAAACAGCUCAUUUUCCAAAUAAAUGAAAUAAGCAAGCUGAAUGACAAAAACAGCUACCUGGAGAAGAGGGUGGGGGAGAUGGAGGUGCAGAUGCAGGUGGAGCUGGAGCAGCUGAAGGAGAAGAAGGAGCAGCUCUCUACACUGGUACUGAGACAGACUGCCGUCAUCGAGGAGCUGGAGAAACAGCUGCUCCGGGCCACCACCAACAGCUCUGCCCUGCAGCGGCAGCAACAGGAGCUACUGGAGACCGUCAACAACCUAAUCUACACCAUCUCCGUCCCCUCAGUGAACAAGCCUACCAUGAUGCAGGAUACACCGACCACAUACCCAGACUGUGCUGCACUCUAUAAGUCGGGGAACACAGACAGUGGAGUCUACUCACUGGCCCUUCCCAACACUACACAGGAGAUUAAGGCUUACUGUGACAUGGAGAUGGAGGGGGGUGGAUGGACAGUACUACAAAAACGAUUUGAUGGUCGGGUUGACUUCCACCGUACGUGGAAAGAGUACAAAAUGGGCUUUGGAAACCCUUCAGAUGAAUACUGGUUGGGAAAUGAGUUUGUUUCGAUACUGACCAAUCAGCAACCAUACGUCUUGAGAAUACAGAUGAUGGAUUGGGAGGAAAACUCAGGAUUCUCACUAUAUGACCAGUUCUCUCUCGGCAGUGAAGCAGAAAACUACAGGAUACACCUUAAAGGCUACAGUGGAACAGCAGGCAAAAUUAGUAGCCUUGGUCAACCAGGAAGUGAUUUCAGCACAAAAGAUGCCGACAAUGACAGAUGUGUUUGCAAAUGCUCACAACUGACAACAGGAGGCUGGUGGUUUGACGCCUGCGGCCCCUCUAACUUGAACGGAAUAUUUUUCCAGCACGGCCAGAACUCUAAUCGAUUCAAUGGAAUCAAAUGGUACUACUGGAAGGGCUCAGGCUACUCACUGAAGUCUACCACAAUGAUGAUCAGACCAGUAGACUUCUGAGGCUGUCCCAGAGACAUGCCUCUCACAGACGGACAUAGGAGAGCAUUGUCACUCUGGGAAACUACAGACAAGACAGACAAAAAAAGACUGAACUGCUCCAUAACAGCAACCUCACCACAAGGAAAGGAACAAAUUAAUUCACUCCAACAAAAUUGACAGGUGAAAACAUGCAGAAGUCUAUGAACUGUGUAUUUUCAGAAACAUAUGGGCUUUGGACUGCAUAACCAACCAGGACAAGGCAGUCAAAGGAUGAAACAGGUAUUUAUAGCUAACUGGAACUGUGGUAGAGAUAACAGUAUUGUUUUCUAUAACAAGCAAUACCAGGGGAAAUGUCAGUGUGUAACACAAUGCAAGGUUGACCAAGUACAUUCUGUAAUAAUGAUAUUUCACCCCAUUACAUUUGAUACAAUGAAUUUGAAAAUGGUUACAUUUUAUAAUAGGCCUAAUACUAAAAGCAAAGAGAACUAGGGUACAAAUACUUGAUCAAAUAUGAACAUAACGCGCUAUGGUCAUCAGUAAUGAAUCUCUACUGCUUUUCUUUCUUAGAGCUUGUACAUACUUACAUGAUAUAAUUUAAAAUGUAUAGAUGGUUCACAAAAUGUAUUAAAAUCAGAUGUGAUAACUUUUAUUGGGAUGUUACUCAAAACAUGUAAUCAAUGUCAAUUAACCUAAUUAUGCACUUGUGCGAAUCUAUUGCAAGUGUGUUCAACUUUUUCCAUGAUUACACAAUCGACUGA
Salvelinus namaycush (lake trout) is the source of this 2219-nucleotide messenger RNA. Its product is annotated as angiopoietin-2-like. Gene Ontology annotation, biological process: Tie signaling pathway. Lineage: Eukaryota; Metazoa; Chordata; Actinopteri; Salmoniformes; Salmonidae. The record is from RefSeq and is a predicted model, not a curated record. Gene Ontology annotation, molecular function: receptor tyrosine kinase binding. The transcript has 9 exons. Bases 1 to 1482 code for a protein of 493 amino acids.